Messenger RNA from Trichomonas vaginalis G3, 849 nucleotides. Its product is annotated as ATP transmembrane transporter protein. Lineage: Eukaryota; Parabasalia; Trichomonadida; Trichomonadidae. Bases 1 to 849 code for a protein of 282 amino acids. The transcript has a single exon. The record is from RefSeq and is a predicted model, not a curated record.
AUGAAAAUCAAGUUUUCCUUUGGACAAAAACAGAAAAAAGAUAAUUUAUCACCUGUUCAGAUGCUAGUUAGUGGAUUCUUCGGUGUUAUUGGCCCUAAAUGUCUAAUAGCUCCGCUUGAUACAAUUCGAGUUUCAAAAAUUCUUCAUGGUAAUCAGGGAAAUUCUAUUUUAUGGGACGAAAUCCGUACGCAAGGAUUUCCACGUCUUUUUAGUGGAAUUGCAUGCGAUGUAAUUCGAAUUCCAAACCAAACAAUUUUCAGAUACCUUCUAUUCGAUGAAUUGAGAGCAUAUAUGAAUUCAGGAGUAGCUGAUAUGAUUGCAGCAACAGCAGCAUCUAUUACAUUUCAUCCUAUCGACGUAAUUCAUACAUUAAUGGUUUCUGAUCCCGUUAAAUACCCAACAGUUUCUAAAACUGCGUCAUUGGUUUGGCAAAGAGAUGGAAUCAAAGGAUUUUUAUGUGGGUUGCAUCCAACUUUGAUUGGAUAUUUACCAUAUCGAGGUGUUUCUUUAUCUUCACAGUUCUUACUUCGAAAGUUUCCGAUUAAAAAAUCUCCAGUUUCAGACUUCCUUAUUCAUGGCACAGUCUUAACUUGUGCUCAGUUUGCAACUUAUCCAUUUGAUUUAGCAAGAAAGAGGAUGAUUGCUGACGAAUCAGUACAUGGCAUGAACUACAUAGAUGUUAUCAAAGAUACUUACAAGAAACGAGGCUUCACAGGAGUUUAUUCAGGAUUUGGUGUUACAAUGGCAAGAAUCUAUGCAUUUACAUACUUACAACAUAAAUGCACUAGUCUGGCACAAUCAUUCUUAUACAAUUUCAAUUAUUUGCUAAGAAAACACAAAUUUGAUUAA